This is a messenger RNA of Cuscuta campestris, 3497 nucleotides long. NCBI's taxonomy places the organism in Eukaryota, Viridiplantae, Streptophyta, Magnoliopsida, Solanales, Convolvulaceae. The record is from the annotation of a GenBank genome assembly.
CGAAAACGUGACAUGCCCGUGUUUCAACAGUGAGCAGCGGAAUCGCAGAUGAAUGGUAGUGAAGAAGGCAAAAGAAAGAGAUGGCGUCCAGCGGCGGUUUUUAACUGAUAAUAGGAAGGCGAAUCGGCAGGCCAUGAUUACCUAUUUGUGGAGAUCGUGCCCAGAUGUCACGCGGAACCCAAGGAACGGCCCGGAUCCCCGCUGGAGCGCCCACGAGGUGCUGGCGGCAUUAAGGCCCAACCGCGAGGUUGUGGUGGAAGAUGUGGCUGGGGGACCCAUAGGCGAGAAGGCUGGACCUGCGGGCUCUCAGGGAAAAAAGAAGAAAGUGAGGCGAUCCCAGAAGAAGAAGGCGACCAAGCCUAAAGGGAAGGCCAGAAUGGAAGAUGCGCUGUCCAAAUUGGACGAGGAAGGCGAGUCGUCCUCUUUCGAGCGGAGGUCUGCUUUUGACCGCUUGGGAGAACCCAAGUCAAAGAAGCCCCGAACCUCCACGUUCGAACAGUUGCAAGACGCCCGGUCAGCCCGCAAGGGCGACCUGAGGGAGACGCUCAAGGAGAGGAGAGCAGAAUCCACAGCGACCUCCAAGAUCGGCUCAGAGGAGCAACGAAAGGCGGUCGAGGAAAAGGAAGCUGUAGAGCUGUGGAAGAUGUAUGAGCGACUGGAGAAGCGGCUGGACGCCCAAAACCCCUACCGCCAGGCGGUCUUUAGUGAGGUAACACCCUUUUCCAGGAGGAUAAUGUCCUGCCCUCUCCCGGACAACUUCAAAACACCACAGAUCAAGGCGUACAACAGGACGACCGAUCCCCAGGACCACCUUGCUCGCUUCAGGGCGAACGUGGUCAUGUAUGCGUACCCAGAAGAAAUCAAGUGCCGAUGCUUCCUGAUCCGGAAGGGAGAGCAGCUCCGAGAAUUCAUUAAUAGGUGGGAGAAGGAGGCCAGGGACGUCCAAGGGGCGGACAACCUAGCCUUGAUCACCAUGCUCCAAGCUGCACUCCCCCAAGGGGAUGUGCGCAAGGAGCUGCGACGGAAUCCGCUCUCAACCUACCAGGAGAUGUUGCCCAGGGCGAAAUACUUGGCGUUGGAAGAAGAAGACGAUGAGCCACCCGUCCGAAAGGAGAAGAAGAGCGGGCCACAGGUGGCGGAAGGAAAGAAAAGGAAAGAUUACGGUAAGGGGCCGAACCCCACCGGAUAUCAUGCGAACAGACAUCCUGUUCAUGCGGUGCAGUCUUUGCCUGCCCCUCCUCACAACUGGGAAAGCUAUGGAGAAGGGCAGGAGGAUGGACGACGACAUCUAGGGAGAGAUUGUGACGACCUAGAUGAAGAGGAAAGACAGGGCCGCCGACACCUAGGGUGUCGGUUCAUCAUGGGAGGUAACACCGGAGGGGAUUCGGUGUCCUCACGGAAGAAAUGGAAAAAUAUGGUGCAUUUGGCCGAGGUACAAAGGCCACCGCUACCCAAGCGGAAGAAGAAGGAACCUCUGGUUUUCACGGACGAGGAUUACCCACCAGUCCUCAGCCCCCACAGGGACGCACUGGUGAUAAAGGUGGAGAUCAAUAAUGUGGUCGUCCAUCCUACAUUGGUCGAUACUGGCAGUUCAGUCAACAUUAUGUACAGCAACACUUUCAAGGAGCUAGGGUUGUCCCGGAGCGACUUAAAGCCAAUCCGUACCCCACUGUCAGGGUUCACCAGAGACACCAUUGAAGCAGAAGGAACUAUCAUGGUGAAAGCUGGGGUAAGAGAUGGCACCCACCGACUCUGGCUCGACAUGGAAUUCAUGGUAGUGCACCUUGAUUGUGCACACCAUUUGAUUCUGGGGAGACCAGGGUUGGAGGACCUGGAGUGCGUGAUCUACCCCACCCAUCUGUGCUUGAAGUUUAACACCCCCACAGGGGUAGGAGUGGCUAAAGGGAACCAGAGCUUAUCUCGACCGUGUUACGUCAGGGCGACCAAAAGCCAAGCACGAGUAGACGAGAAUGUGAGCACGAUCUGUGCUGCAAUCCAGAAGGAAGAGGGGCGACCUCGAGCUGAGCCAGCGGACGAAAUUGAAGAAGUCACCUUGGAUCCAGCCAAGCCAGAACAGAAGGUGAAGGUGGGUAAAACUUUACCACCUAGGUUAAAGGAACAACUGCUGGAGGUCCUUCAAGCAUUCAAGGUGCUAUUCGCUUGGGGCCCAGAGGACAUGCCCGGGGUCUACCCAAGGAUCAUCUUCCAUAGGUUGGCAGUAGACUCGACCCACAAGACAGUCAAGCAGAAGAAGCGUUUUCUUUCUUCAGAACGAAGAGAGUUCAUCACCAAGCAGGUGACAACCCUGCAGUCCAUUGGGCACAUCCGGGAAGUCCGCUACCCGGAAUGGGACACCGUUCUGGAGUUGCUUAAAGCAUUUGGGGCGUACCGGAUAGAGCAGGUCCCCCGAGAAGAGAUUGCUGAGGCGGACAUCCUGUCGAAGCUUGGUCCGGAUUCCCCAGAACAUAUCAAGGCAAUGACCCAGGAAGAAGAGUUGCUCGAGCCAAGCAUCAGUCCCGGACAAGUGCUGGUCGUUACGCUCAAAGAGCCGGAUUGGAUCGAUAAAAUUACCAUGUACAUCCUUGAUGGGUCGCUACCUACCGACCCAAUCGCAGCAAAGGUGGUGAAACGACGUGCACCUAGCUACACGCUGGAGUGCGGUCGGCUGUACAAGCGGUCAUACAAUGGGCAACCAGCGACGAAUUAUACCCCGAUCAGCACGGCGAUUCCCUUCGCUCGGUGGGGUAUCGAUCUGGUCGGCAUUUUGCCCAGUGGAACAGGGAACAACAUGUACCUGGUGGUCCCGAUCGACUACUUUACUAAGUGGGUCGAGGCCGCCCCCGUGCCGACCAUCACCGAAGAACAGAUGAGGAAGUUUGUAUCCAAGCAAAUCUUGUGCCGAUUCGGGGUACCCCAGCAGAUCAUCACCGAAAAUGGAACCCAGUUCGAGGCCAGGGGGUUCAAUGAGUUUCUACAAAGCUGGGGUAUAAAGCACAGAUAUGCAGCGGUGGGGUACCCCCAGACCAAUGGGCAGGUUGAGAACACCAAUCGCACCAUUGUAGAUGGCCUGAAGAAGAAGAUAAUGGAAUGUAAAAGCGCCUGGGUGGAGGAGUUACCUUACAUCUUGUGGACCUGCAGAACUACCCCAAGGAAGGCUACGGGUGAAACUCCGUUCUCGCUUACAUAUGGGUUUGAAGCAAGGGCUCCAGCGGAGACCUCAUUGCUGAGUUAUAGAGUGGAGACAUUUGACGCCCAGGAAAAUGCAGAAAACUUAAGGGCAGAACUGCACCUCGUUGAUGAGCGAAGAGAAAGGGCGUACAUAUGAGCGGAAAACUACCGCCGGCAAGUCAAGUCGUAUCACGACCAACGGGUGCGACCAAGGCAGUUCAGAGUAGGCGACUGGGUCCUUAGAAAAAGGGAGGUCAGUCAGCCGACCGACGGGGGGAAGUUCGUAAAGAGUUUCGAAGGGCCGUACAUCAUAAAGGAGACGUUGGCCG